GUGUGCAUUUAUUUAGCUCUAAAUCGUAAUGCUUGCCUGCCCGUGGAAGGAUUUUAGGAAGUGUAUUCUUUUUCAUCCCUGUUUCCAACAAGGAAGUAGAAGAGUGAACGCGCAGAUGGAUGCAGUAAUUUUGAAUAAGCUGUGCUAAACACCAGGCUUAAAAUUCUCAAAUGCAUAUUAAGUAUAAUUGGGAAGUAAAACAUUAAAAGUGCCAUAAUUCAACUGAACAUCGACAAACGAACAAGAUGGUCAGUGCAGGAUUUCAUAUCGUAUCUGCAUUCACGCUUCUUUUUCUCCAAACUGAAGCAGGGGAAUCCAGCCUUCAGAAAAAGAAUUCGAUUAUAGAGGGAGACACGACUCAGAAGAAAUGUCCCAACUGGGACACCACGUACCCAUACUCCAACGGAGUCGACUCCAAAUGCUGGUUUUCUGUGUCGUAUGAUACGAAGAAAAAAUUCCUUCACGAGGUUUCGAAAAACUCGUACAGUCUAGUGAACUUCGUGCUCCACUUCGACAAUGUGUCCACCACAGAGAGUAGAUGUGUUAUCCAAGGGAACAAGUGGACAUGGACAUUCCCUGGGCCUAAAGGAGCUCGCCAAUAUCUCGACUGGCCGCUAGAGUACAGGGUGUGGUCCUUAGGUCUGCUGAGUAUGUACACCCUCGAUGAUUUCUCUGUACCAUUAACAGUUCACGGAGACUGCAGUGGCAUUCAAUAUGGCGCUAACGAGACAACGCAGCGGAUUUCGUUGGCCUUGGCAAACCUCACAGACUACCUUGUGUCCAACACAAGAGGCGGUGAUAAGGGGGAUAGUUUGACCGAGUAUUACAACCAGAGUUACUGGUGUUACAGAGAGCGGAUCUACAUUGAUAGUCAUUUACUGUAUAUGCUAUGUCUGAAUGUUAUUUGUCCGCUGGAAGCUAUUGGAUACCGAUGUUGUCGUUGGAAGUGGCAUUUUCUGAAUCAGACGAGAACUUUGGAAUGUUCUGGAAGAUACAUAAAAUACCGAGAGGUAGGAUGGCUACUACCGUUUGUUAUUGGUCUCACUCUGUACAUGUUUUGUCCUCUAAUGUUGGUAUGGUUACUUAAGCAUGUUCACGAACUGACCUUUAGCCAUACCUCAAACUACCUUGAGCUGUCUGAUUUUGACGCCAUUAACUAUGAAGUCCAUGAAAAAUCAGAGAACUGGAUUUUUUAUAAUCCUGUACAUAUAGGAACAAUUAUUUCACAUGUAUUCCGGGGCUGCUGCUUAAAAUAUCCUAUUUUGAUAUCAAGAAUUGUUCGAAUCAUUUUCCUUUUUGCAAGCAUAUCCGUUCUUGGAUUAAAAUUGCUUGUUCAUGGGGUUUUUCAGUACGAUAAUAUAAUUGCCAGUGUCAAUAAAGGCGUGCCAAAAGACUUUGAGUCCAUUUUAGCAGGAUAUGAAAAAAGUAGAAAAAAUUUUCUCCGGAUGUUUGGGGGACCGUAUGUCGCCUGCUUGUUUUAUGCUGUAUGCUACACUAUAAGUACCUGUGUCCCUUCAGAUUUGGCUAAAUUUCUUGCCAAAGGCUUAGUGAAGGAAGAAUCUGAAUUCAUUAGCCCGCUUAUGGUCAUGGAUUCCAUAAGAGUAAGAUUUGGAGCCAUGAAAACAACGGACAUUGUCAACGGCUAUCAUGAAAUAUUUCGUACCCUUUUGUCCGAAUUUUUCAUGAUUUUGAACCCCUCUUUCUGGAAGUUUUCUGUCAUUACACAAUGUAGCCGAUGGAGGAAAUACUUUCGUGUUUUUCGGAGAAAAUCUGCGUUGUUUGGGAGGUUGUUUCUACUUCUUACUCCUUUGUAUAUUAUGAUAUGUAUUUUGGAGCUCCUUCUUUGUUUGAUACGGUACGGAAUUCCUUGGGUCGGUUUUGCCAAAACGAUAAUAAUUGCCUACGUCAUCGCCCCUUGGAGAGGUCUUUCAGUUGGUGUACCAGUAAAAAUCAUAUUUGGAGCUUUUUCGAUCUUCUUUGUGAUUUUCACAAUGUAUAUGUUUAGCAUUAUAUUUGUGGACAGCUUUAUUUUUAUGUGUGAUGUGUCAGUGUAUACAUAUGCAGGACUAUUCGCUCAUCCAGAAAUCACUUAUGGAUACCUUAUAUUUUCCUCCACAGUCCUAAUGUACAUGUUUGACAGUGUUCACACCAUCUCUAAAGUCUACGAUCACUUGUUCCACCACGUCCGAAAAAUUUGCAAAAAAAUGCACAAAUAUAAUAAAUAUCCUGAUGUCGAGUUAUUCAAACGAGAAGACGAAUGCAAAGGAAUACCACGUGACCUAUUCUUUCUCGUCGUCAAAAAGUACUUGCCGAUCAGACACCAAGUGUUCAUGUCCUUUCUAAAACUAAUCGUGAUCGUAAUUGUGUUGUACAUUUCAGUGGAUCUUUUGUACGAAUUUUCGGCGAAUAGAAACUUAAACAUACUGACGCAAGCCGCAGCUACGAUUAUCGUCUGCCUCGUUCCGAAGUUCCUCGGGGAUUCCUGCUCCGUGUUCAGAAACCGACGCCACCACAGUCAGUCUCACCAAAUCAAACACAUCAUCAAAACGUACUGUCAACGAUCAAAGGAAGCCGGCUUUAUGGAACACGUUUCUAAUCUUGAAGUUUUAUAAAUUCAACAAACAAGUUUAUUUCUAAAUUGCAGAGUUUACA
This is a messenger RNA of Magallana angulata, 2652 nucleotides long. RefSeq lists its product as uncharacterized. The record is from RefSeq and is a predicted model, not a curated record. The coding region runs from base 246 to 2612 and encodes 788 amino acids. The transcript is spliced from 2 exons. NCBI's taxonomy places the organism in Eukaryota, Metazoa, Mollusca, Bivalvia, Ostreida, Ostreidae.